AUGGAGUCACGCAUCGGUCCCUGGCAUGGUCCACGUCGAUGUCACAAGAAACAAAAGAUUGCCCGAGUAUGCAGCGGUUUGGCCGAGGCUGCGAUCGACCACUUCAUGCCCAUUGAGGAGUUUUACGACAGUCUGGAAACUUUUGGCUUACGAUCGCGACAUGCCACAGAUCCAGCAGCAAUUCAUCUUCGCGACUCGGUGUACGACAAGAUUUCAACGUUACUACAAGCCAUUGGGAGGAAGAAAUGGGCGUACCUGCCACGAACGUUUGUGGUCCUGCAUCAGACCGGGCUCGAGAGUUUCAUGGACGUUUUCAUCAAAGAAGGUCGAACGGAUUUCUAUUUGCCGUACCACGAAGGCAAUCUUCCGGAUGCUUUGGCAGGCCAGGACAGGAUGCGGUUUCUCCACUAUCAAGACAAUGUGCUGUCAGAGCGAGAGUUCUGUGGGCCUGGUAAGAUGCUGGAAUCUGGUCGCGCACCGCAUUUGCAUCUCAAGCAUAGCAGCGCCGACAAGUUCUUUCACGAGAAGCCGAGAACGGUCCUUGGUCACGGAGGCUUCGCCACAGUUGAGGAUGUGGUCGGCAAAAGCACAGCACAGCAUUUUGCACUCAAGAGAAUGGCCCGCCAUUUAUUCGAUGAGAGAAAAGAAAAGAGAAACCUGCAACUCUUCCAGAACGAGCUCAACGUGCUACAAAAACUGAAGCAUAAGCAUAUUGUCAAGCUAGUCGGCUCAUAUACCGACAACAGAUACAUUGGGCUCUUGACCCAGCCGGUGGCAGACAAGAAUCUAGCGACGUUCUUGAAACAAGUGCCUCGACCGAAUGAAGCUGACGAUCGCGUCAUUCGACUGCGUAGUUUCUUCGGCUGCAUUGCCACUGCAAUCAACUAUCUUCACAACAACGACACGACACGAGUCCAGCAUAAGGACAUUAAGCCUGCGAACAUCCUCGUUAAAGGCAGCAGGGUGUUGAUUGCAGACUUCGGCACUGCGAAACCUCGGACAGAAGAAUCAGAGGACAAUACAGAGUCCACGGUCGGCGACACCGAUAGGUUCUUCACAACCAAGUAUGCUGCCCCGGAAACAGCUUCUGGCACCAGGACAUUCGCGAGCGACAUCUGGUCGUUAGGCUGCGUUUUCCUCGAGAUGGUCACAGUGCUUGCGGGGCGAUCAAUUGAGGAUCUCCAAGCCUUCUUCCAAAGCACCGGUUCCAAUUCGACGGUGUACCAACGGAACCAGAAAGCAAUCGAUGACUGGCUGCAGCAGCUCAACACGGCCUUGCUGGCGUCAGACUUCCCCGAAGACGCCCAGCUCACCACGAUCGUCAGGUUCAUGUGCAAUCAGGACGAGGCGAAGAGACUCGACUCCCGUGAUCUCGUUCGCCGGAUCUUUAAGCUCGAUGGCCCGAUGCCGUAUUACGGCUUAUGUUGCAGCACUCGAUCACAGCUGUCGAGCCCUGCUAGAUCCGAUUCGAUGGACUCCAUGUCCACCGAUAGCAGUGAGAGCGACAGCAGUCUUGAACAGCUGGAAGAUAUCACAGAGCAAGGUACCUGGAUUCCAGUGAACUUGAACUCCGCUCCUGCGUUGAUCGAAUCUCCGUCGAACUACAUCUCGCCGAUAGUUGAAGACUCUGAGACGACGAUUGUGGCUUACAACCAACCGCCAAAGCUUUCAAAUCAUGUCUUGGAAGACGUCACGGAGCUGCAAGGACUGGAUUCCGAAGACUCGUUUGCGGUGGUCCUAGAGGCCAGUGAUGCAAGAGGAGCACCUGCUACGACAGACGAAGUCACCGAUGUCGCCGAAGUGGAUCAGACUGGCAUACACUUGACGUCUGUACCCAAGGAGACAAACAAAAUCGAUGCUUCAAAUGGAAUCGAACAGCUCCCACACCAAGAUGUCGCAGUCCCUGAGUCAACUCAAUACGUUGGGAGCAAUGGCCUUGCUUGCCCGUACCCGAGAUGCGACCCACCCAAAGGGUUGGCACUACAGCUCUUCGAUAGCUUUGACUCGCUUCACGAACAUCUUCUCGGUGUACAUCUCACGCACGACAUUGGCAGGAUUUGCCUCCUGGACGGCAGCCGAGAUGUUCCUUACAAGCCGCUAACGUUGACUCCACAAACUGGCGCUUUGGAAACCAUAGGACGGAAGAAGAAGAACGGUACUGAUGAACGACAAGUUCGCUUUUCAGAGCUACCUGAUGAGUCUCGACCGAAACCAAUACCUAAGCAAGUAGCCCGCCCGAAGGAAACCAAUGGCGUCUACACCAUCAAUGCAGAAAUGCCAACUGCGCCAGGGCAGGCAGAUGCAGAGACCACCGCGAGGUGCACCAAGAUCGGGAUACCGCCUACAACCUUCACGCCAUCAUAUUUGCUGGCGGCCAAGAACCGCUUCUCUCAACUCGAACUGCUGAGCCAGACAAGAUUCGGCAAACCGCUAUUUGUAUAUGGAACACUGAUGUUCCCAAGCGUACUACGUUGUCAGGCCCAAUCAUUCAUCCACACUGAGGGAACGUACUCCUCGCAACAAGGCCGGCGUAUCGUGACUGGCUCUCGCGACUGGUGCAAUAUCGACCAAUCGAUACAGUCCGCCGCAGAGUGCAUGACACCAGCGACGCUCCCUGGAUACAAACGAUUUCGUCUCUCGAGUUACAGCUUGGCGUAUGUUGAGCGAGCUGAAAGAGAUGACGACGAGACACCUGGAUUCCUGAUCUUCGGUCUCUCCUCGGAGGCGUUGGCUUGCCUUGACCAUCUUUACGAAGAGAAGGGGCCUAAGCAUCUGUUUGAUGAACGCAAUAGCGGAAGAUCAGAGUGGAGUAGAACUCGACUGGUCCGUAAACCAGCGACAGUUCGUCUGAAUGUCGUUGGUGGCGAGUCGGUCGACGUCGAAGCAGAGGUCUAUGUGUCCAACGUCGAGGACGCCUAUCGGCGUGAAACUGCCCGGCCUUGGGAGAUGGACAGUUUUCUGCGCGGCAAGAGCUUCAACACUUUGACGAACAGGCUCGAUGGCGGCAAGCGAAUUGUGGAGGAAGAAAUCAUUGCAAACACGAUCGGAACGAGGAUGGUCCUUCCUGGCGACGAGUUCGUCGAGAAAGUGCUUAGUGGCGACCAAGACGGACUUUUGAAUAUGCUUCGCGAGCAUCAGUGUGUUGAUGCCCCGUCCGUCAAGUACGGCACCGCACUUCAAGCUGCUGCGUCGAAGGGCGACGUAGAUAUCAUGGAUCUGCUCAUCGAGUCGGGGGCUUCGGUCAACGCACCUGGCGGGCAGUACAGCAACCCUUUGAUUGCAGCCGUCGUGGAAGGUCACUACGACGCCAUGAAAUUACUCCUGAGGAAUGACGCCAAACUCUUCGUCCCAGGAGGAAGAUAUAUCUCAGCCCUGUACCAAGCCGUCGACUUCGAUCGCGUGGAAAUGGCACACGCUCUGCUGGAGAAAGGCGCCUGGCUGACAAAAGACUACCGUGAGGUCUUGGACUUAGCCGCCGAGCGCCACAACGACGAGAUGUACGAUGAGCUCGUCCGCUACGAUGUCCUGGGUCUACAUCGCAACGACAAACAGGUUCGAGACCGCUUUCCGACAUCAGCAUCCGACGUCGCCGAAAACCCUCGCUCUCUAUCCACCGAGCAAUACACAUCCAUUGGCGCUGUCUGUCUCGUCCAAGCAGUCCGACUGUACGGCCAACCGGGGAAAUGGACCGGUCGGAAAGGCGUCAAAGUUCUCAAAGCAGGGAUCGAAAGGGGCCUAGAUGGGAGGAUCCUGGAGAAGAUUCGGCCGCACAUUCAUUCUUUCCCUGCCAUCCAGAAGUUCUUUGCGGGUGCUAUGGGAGUGGCUUUCAACGGGAGAUUCAAGCCUGUCAGUCAUAGUGACCCUACUGAGGCAUGGGUGCAGAGCAGGAUGACGAGCACGAGCGCCAAGCCGAAACGGAGGCAGGGCAGAGUUGGGUGGGAAGAGAGGCCGUCGAGGAGGUAG
Messenger RNA from Zasmidium cellare ATCC 36951, 3963 nucleotides. RefSeq lists its product as uncharacterized. Gene Ontology annotation, cellular component: cytoplasm. Lineage: Eukaryota; Fungi; Ascomycota; Dothideomycetes; Mycosphaerellales; Mycosphaerellaceae. The record is from RefSeq and is a predicted model, not a curated record. The transcript is spliced from 2 exons. Bases 1 to 3963 code for a protein of 1320 amino acids. Gene Ontology annotation, molecular function: protein binding; protein serine/threonine kinase activity; ATP binding. Gene Ontology annotation, biological process: protein phosphorylation.